This is a messenger RNA of Seriola dumerili (greater amberjack), 1877 nucleotides long. Its product is annotated as cdc42 effector protein 3-like. The transcript has a single exon. The coding region runs from base 331 to 1296 and encodes 321 amino acids. Lineage: Eukaryota; Metazoa; Chordata; Actinopteri; Carangiformes; Carangidae. The record is from RefSeq and is a predicted model, not a curated record.
CCCCGAGUCACAUGUCAGUGUGAGGCACAACCCCCAGAGUUGCUGUUGCUACACUGACCGACCUAAAUACUUGUAUACUCACACGGAGAAGCAACACAGACUGGAUCCCUUAGCUGGAAGUGGAGAGAGCCAGGGGAACUUCUUACCCAGUGAGUUUGCUUUGUGAGCUGCUGUGUUUGCUUUUGGUCACAUUUCUCCUGCUGGUUUGACUCACCCUGAGAAACUGACUGCUACUCAAACCCACAGAGGUGCCUGUCCUGGCCAGACCUGAGGAGCCUGACCUCUCCUCUCAGAUACAGAGAAGCACACAGAGUUUUUCUCAGGAGCAAAAUGCCGGCAAAGACGCCAAUAUACUUAAAAACUACAACUCCCAAGAAGGGAAAGAAGCUGAAGCUACGUGACGUCCUCUCAGGUGACAUGAUCAGCCCCCCGCUGGGCGACGUACGUCACAGUGCCCAUGUGGGUCCCGAAGGGGAGGGCGACAUGUUUGGAGACGUGGGUUUCCUCCAGGGUAAGAUGGACAUGCUGCCGUCCCUGAGCCGGACACAAAACGGUCACGCACGCUCGCAAAGCGUGGAGAGACGCCUGGACGAGGGCUUCACUGCCAAACAGGACUCACACAACUACGCCUACAACGGUUACCACUAUCAGCACUCCUCCACCGGCCUGCUGAAGACCACCAUCUCCAUGCCUGUGUUCAUCGCCCACGAACAGGCUCCACCCAAACCCCCACGCCUCCACCUGGACGACCCCUCCCCUCCCUCUCUGCCCUCUCAGCAAAACUACUUCCACCAGCAGCAGCAGCAGCAGCAGCAGCAGCAGCAGCCGUAUACAGAGACAAGCCACAAACAGUCCAACGGCCACAGUCACACAGACAACCACAGCCAGCAGCACCCGACUCUGUCGCUCUGUGAGAACGGCGUGGUGGGCCGCUUGGCGUCAGAGCCCUGCCGUGACAUCUCCCUCUCCCCCGCCAUCCGCAGGCUCGUCCCCUCCUCCGGCUCCUUCUCAGAGGUCUCCUCUGAGGACUCCAUGUCAGAAACCUGCGGGCCCCUGGACGUUCGCCGGGGCCUCAGUCUGGACUCUGACGCUGGUCUGAGCAACGAGGAUCUGAGGAGUGAACGCAGCGAGUCUCCCUGUGCGGCCUUUCACCCGGCCGGUCUCACAGCCUCAUCCAGUGUGUCACGGUCAGAGUCUAUGGUAGGGUUAGACCUAGAUCUGGGUCCAUCCAUCCUGGAGGAUGUCCUGAAUAUCAUGGACCGCUACAAGACUGUGGACAACCGCUGUGAGCUGUGAAUGGAAAGAUUAAUGUGAUGUACAGAUAUUUUUAUAUAUGGUUUAAUAUAUCCUUAAAACUUUGAAGAGACUUUGAGGAGGAAAAGGGAUGGAGGAAUGGAAAAUGUAGGUGGAGAAAUGUCUUCUUGGAGAAGAAUGACAGCUGAGUUUAAAGGUAAUGAAAGACUUACUGAGCUGAGAGGCAUGUGGACAUUAUUGUUAAGUGCUGGGACGUCGCUGCCUGAGAUGACAACAGCCGAGGCAACAGGCUGGUCCUUAGGAGCCUUUCUCAAAGCUGAACCUCAGACUCAUAAACAUUCAGACCGUGAGAUGACAAUGAGCAGAUCUGCAGUCAUGUAGUUAUCAUGAACCUUGGCAACACACCCCCCUUCUCCGGACAAAAUAUCAGCCACUAUCCAUAAUAUAUUGUCUGUUCAUGUUUCUGCUUGUUAAUGGCCAACUGACUCAGAUAUAAAUGUCUCAACUGACCUGGGAAAAUGGGAGAAAUCACCAGCUGUGAACAAUAUUCAGUAGCAGCAGGACUCACUUAACCAUGGUGGAAACCAUAGCUACUAAUAGGUCUUUUUUUUUUUUUUUUUUUU